AGGGCGCGCGGCCCCGGUCCGACAGCCGCGGCCGGCGGAGCGGAGGAGAGGAUCGAAUCCCAGGGACGAACCGCCCCGAAGUAACUUCGGGCCAGAGUUAUGGGAAGCGCGGCCAUGGACACCAAGAAGAAGAAAGAUGUUUCCAGCCCCGGCGGGAGCGGCGGCAAGAAAAACCCCAGCCAGAAGAGGCGUUCGCUGCGCGUGCACAUUCCGGACCUGAGUUCCUUUGCCAUGCCGCUCCUGGAUGGAGACCUGGAGAGUUCAGAAAAACAUUCUUCUCGUAAGGUGGACAGCCCCUUCGGCUCGGGCAGCCCCUCCAAAGGGCUCUUCUCCAGGGGCCCCCAGCCUCGGCCCUCCAGUCCUGUGUCUGCUCCCGUGAGACCCAAGACCAGCCCUGGCUCUCCCAAAACCAUAUUCCCGUUCUCCUACCAGGAGUCCCCUCCGCGCUCGCCGCGGCGCAUGAGCUUUAGCGGGAUCUUCCGCUCCUCCUCCAAAGAGUCUUCCCCCAACUCCAACCCGUCUACCUCACCCGGGGGCAUCAGGUUUUUCUCCCGCUCCAGAAAAACUUCCAGCCUCUCCUCCUCUCCAUCAACACCUACCCAAGUGACCAAGCAGCACACGUUUCCUCUCGAAUCCUAUAAGCACGAACCUGAGCGAUUAGAAAACCGUAUCUAUGCCUCCACUUCUCCUCCGGACACAGGCCAGAGAUUCUGCCCGUCCUCCUUCCAGAGUCCGGCCCGGCCCCCACCGGCCUCACCAACACACUAUGCUCCCGCCAAAGCUGUAAGUCUGGGCCCUUCUCCUGGCCCUGCUGAGGCAGGAGGAUUGCUUAAAGUGGAAUUCCAGGAAGACAAAGAUUCAGAAAGUGGCGUUUACAUGCGAUUCAUGAGGUCACACAAGUGUUAUGACAUCGUUCCCACCAGUUCAAAGCUUGUUGUCUUUGAUACUACAUUACAAGUUAAAAAGGCCUUCUUUGCCUUGGUAGCCAACGGUGUCCGAGCGGCGCCACUGUGGGAGAGUAAAAAACAAAGUUUUGUAGGAAUGCUAACAAUUACAGAUUUCAUAAAUAUUCUACAUAGAUACUAUAAAUCACCUAUGGUACAGAUUUAUGAAUUAGAGGAACAUAAGAUUGAAACAUGGAGGGAACUUUAUUUACAAGAAACAUUUAAGCCUUUAGUGAAUAUAUCUCCAGAUGCAAGCCUCUUCGAUGCUGUAUACUCGUUGAUCAAAAAUAAAAUCCACAGAUUGCCAGUUAUUGACCCUAUCAGUGGGAAUGCACUUUAUAUACUUACCCACAAAAGAAUCCUCAAGUUCCUCCAGCUUUUUAUGUCUGAUAUGCCAAAGCCUGCCUUUAUGAAGCAGAACCUGGAUGAGCUUGGAAUAGGAACAUACCACAACAUUGCCUUUAUACAUCCAGACACUCCUAUCAUUAAAGCCUUGAACAUAUUUGUGGAAAGACGAAUAUCAGCUUUGCCUGUUGUGGAUGAAUCAGGAAAAGUUGUAGAUAUUUAUUCCAAGUUUGAUGUAAUUAAUCUUGCUGCUGAGAAAACGUACAAUAACCUAGAUAUCACAGUGACCCAGGCCCUUCAGCACCGAUCACAGUAUUUCGAAGGUGUUGUGAAGUGCAAUAAGCUGGAGAUACUGGAGACCAUUGUGGACAGAAUAGUAAGAGCUGAGGUACAUCGGCUGGUGGUAGUGAAUGAAGCAGAUAGUAUUGUGGGUAUUAUUUCCCUGUCAGACAUUCUGCAAGCCCUGAUACUCACCCCAGCAGGUGCCAAACAACAGGAGACGGAAACAGAAUGACGGCUGUGAAUGUAGACGCCCUCCAGGAGAACUUGAACAAAGCUUCUGGGUCACGUUUUGCCUCAUGAACACUGGCUGCAAAUGGUUAAGAAUGUAUAUCAGGGUUUACUGAUGGGUAUUUUUUCCAGUAAUGCUGAAAUUAAGCUUAAAAAAAGAAAGAUUUUAUGUGCUUGAAGAUUCAGGCUUGCAUUAAGAGACUGUUUUCAGACCUUUGUCUGAAGUAUUUUAAAUGCUGUAUGUCAUUAAAGUGCACUGUGUCCUGAAAUUUUUAUUAUUUUUCAUUUCAAAGAAUUCACUGGUAUGGAACUGGGGAUGUGACAUAAGGUGAGUGCACGCAUGCUCAGAUCACAGUGCCUUCUGUCCGAAUACAGCAAUAUGUCAUCACCGCUGCCUGCCGCGGCCAGAGCUCACGCAUGUGCAGCAACACCAAGCUUGAAUGUGGAAGUCUUUGAACCUUUUACCAAAUCAGUUUGUUUUCAUUAGAUUUGUCAAAAAGCUGUAAUUUGAAUUUAAAUAAUUACUUUAAAACUUUAAUGACACUUUUUCAUUUGUUUUGUUCAGAGCUGCCAUGUAAACAAGGCUGCUCUAUAACAGCUUUAUUUAUUUUUACCUUCAUGCAGUUUUUUACACGUCUUUUGGUGGGUAAACUUCACCACAUCCAUUAAUAAACUCUUGGUUAUUUUUAAAUGGCAAACUUCUCAUUAUUUAAGUUUGGAUCUGGGAAGGAUGUGACUUCUACUAGAGCCACUGGUAGGCUUGGAAAGCUGAGGGCCCUAAAAACGUGGGAAGGAGGCCGCCGUCGGGAAGAGGCCAAGGGCCAGGAAGAUGGUUGUUUUUUCUUGUGUAUUGAAAUGUAAAAUCAUGAUGUUUGUAUGACUGCUGAUGUGAUUGUUUUUGUAAAUUUUAUUGUGGCAUAUACAGUAUUGUCAUAUGGUUGAAGAGAAACAAUAUUUCCUAAUGUAAGUGCUCUGAAAAUGUUGACUACAUAUAUAUGUGUGUGUGUAUAUACAUAUAUAUAUGAGGAUAGUUUGAUUCUUUUGUUUUUGGGGUUUUUUUCAGAUUGAAAAAUUAAAAUAAAUCCUACUAUCUACCAUUUUGUUAAAGAAAUUCUUUAAAAUACCUUAUAUUUCAGCACAUAUUAAAAUUCUACAUGCAGUUUUCUACUUAUUUUUCCCUGAAUAAAGAAGCACAUGAA
Messenger RNA from Carlito syrichta (Philippine tarsier), 2998 nucleotides. RefSeq names its product protein kinase AMP-activated non-catalytic subunit gamma 2 (gene PRKAG2). The record is from RefSeq and is a predicted model, not a curated record. Lineage: Eukaryota; Metazoa; Chordata; Mammalia; Primates; Tarsiidae. The coding region runs from base 100 to 1803 and encodes 567 amino acids. The transcript is spliced from 19 exons.